AUCCUAUACAAAAAUAUAAACUUUCAUAUAUCUUCUACAAAAUAUAUAUAUUUCUAUAACUUUUUAUAACAAUAGUUUAAAAACAUAAAUGUUCUACACAUAGUCCUACUCAUAAUAAAUAGUCUGUUUUGGUUAACCAGCACCACACGUUUACCACCGUCUUCAUCUCUCUGUUAUAGAUAUCUUUCAGCAACUUCCAUUAAGAAAUUUUUAAGUGAUCAUCAAGAAGUCUGAAGGAUUUAUGAUUGCUGUGAAACAACUUCCUAAUAGUAUGUGCUACCAUUUCUAUUAAGUUAACUCGCGUUACGUAUAUGAUGGCUACAAAUGCAGUUGUUGGAUUAAGAGCAGGAGAACGGUUAUUAGGUUCAUCGUCUUACUACUCUGAGGUCAGCGAAAAGCUGUCUUGCAGUAGCAAUAUCGGGUUCAUAUUUGUCCCGACUACAAGUUCAAUCAUUUCAAAGAAGUCAACCAACUAUAGCCAUAGUCUUGUAAACAAACGCGAUACUCACCCCACUAGAGCCGUUAAGGAACACGUAGAUACCGCUCUUGAUUCUUCAACUACAGAUCAAUGGGUUCACAGAUUCGACUAUCUGGAUGAAGAAGUCUCGGAACAUGAGUUUCCGGUUGAUGCUUUACUAUUGUUACAUAAAUCUUUAUUGGAAAAACAAUGGACACUAACAACCGAGGAGACAAUAACUACGGAAAAGAAGAGCAAAAAGGUUGUCACGGGUUCAGGGGUAUCUGCCCGAAGGCGUCGAUUAAAUGCUCAAAAUAAAACACUAGCCAAAAAUUGUCAAGAUGGUGGAAAUAAGCAGUUGAGAUCUAUCAUCAGUCCGGAGCUUCUUCAAAGUUACCAAAAAGCGUAUCUUAAAGGUGUAAAAAACGAAGCGUUGUUGACUCAUUCGGAGGUUGUUGCUUUAUCCGAAAAGAUCAAAAUUGGUCUACAAUUAGAGGAAGAGAAGUCAAGUUUGAAGGAAAGAUUGGGGACUGAACCGUCAGAGAAACAACUUGCGGAUUUUCUAAAGAUUUCACAAGUUGACUUGCAAACCAAACAAAUGGAGUGCACGUUGGCAAGAGAGAAGUUGACGUUGAGCAACAUUCGUCUGGUGAUGUCUGUUGCGCAAAAAUAUAAACACAUGGGAGCAGAUAUGUCUGAUCUAAUUCAGGGCGGUCUAAUUGGAUUACUUAGAGGGAUAGAGAAAUAUGAUUCAUCUAGGGGGCACAAGAUUUCUACGUAUGUUUAUUGGUGGAUACGACAGGGUGUCACGAGAACCUUCUUUGAAAAUUCUAAAACUCUUAGAUUGCCUACUCAUUUGCAUGAAAGAUUGAGUGCAAUCCGAAGCGCCAAGGCCAAACUAGAGAGAAAGGGAAUAACUCCAUCGAUCGAUAGAAUUGCCGAAACCCUGAAUAUGUCAAGAAAGAAAGUUACAAACGCCACUGAGGCAGUCUGUAAAGUGUUCUCACUUGACAAGGAAGCCUUCCCUUCUUUGAACGGUAUUCCUGGAGAUACGCUUCAUAGUUACAUCGCAGACGAUUGCCCAGACAACAACCCAUGGCACGGGGUAGACGUAGGGGCUCUCAAGGAAGAAGUAAGAAAUCUCAUUAAAACGACUCUGGGGGAACGGGAAAGAGAGAUCAUACAUCUUUACUAUGGUUUGGACAAUGAAUAUCUUACUUGGGAGGAUAUAAGUAGAAGGAAGGGGUUGUCAAGGGAAAGAGUUAGGCAGGUUGGCCUUGUUGCACUGGAGAAACUAAAACAUGCUGCCAGAAAUACAAAUUUAGCUGCAAUGCUUGUAUAUGACUAAUUUUUGGUACACUUUUGUCUUGAGGAAAAUAUCCCUGUACAUAUUAAUGUUCAUUAUUUAAUUUUCGAAUGUUGCUAAACCGGUAUACAUUACUGACUCGAAAGGCCUGUUUUUUGUAACAAUUGGAGAGCAGUGUAUAGAAAGCUUCAUACUGCAGGAAAAUCUAUCAUUUUGUUCACA
Helianthus annuus (common sunflower) is the source of this 1985-nucleotide messenger RNA. Its product is annotated as RNA polymerase sigma factor sigA. Gene Ontology annotation, biological process: DNA-templated transcription initiation; regulation of DNA-templated transcription. The transcript has 10 exons. Bases 312 to 1805 code for a protein of 497 amino acids. Gene Ontology annotation, molecular function: DNA-binding transcription factor activity. The record is from RefSeq and is a predicted model, not a curated record. NCBI's taxonomy places the organism in Eukaryota, Viridiplantae, Streptophyta, Magnoliopsida, Asterales, Asteraceae.